AUGCCGCCUCCUUUUACCCGGUUGGCUUCUUGCUGUAAUUUGGUGAAACGUUCAUGGAAUCUCGGACGUGUUAGUUCGCUUGUCUAUACAACAUGCUCCGACGUGUCAGACUCUUCUUCGGAUACCAAUGUGUUAUGUCGUGCGCUUGAAAAACUCGGUAAGUUCAAGGUAAUUAAUGCAACCCUCUUGGAGCAGUCGAAAAGAGAACGGAGCAGUGCGUUGUUAUUUAUACGUCAACUGAAAGAGUCUGGUUUUAAACAUGAUUUAGAAACUUACAUGGCAGUUGUUCGAUUGUUGUGUCAUUGGGAUUGGGAUUGUUAUGGCGAGUUAAUUCGAGGGUAUUGUCUGAAAGGGGAUACUGACAAGGCAUUGGAUCUUUGUAAGGAAAUGGAAUCAGGAGGUAUUAAAACCGAUGGGAAGUUUGUGAGGCAGAUGAUGGAACACUUGUGGCGAAUAGGGAAGCUUGAUGAAGCUCUAUGCUUGUUCAAGCAUUUUACACAGCAAUCAAGGGUUUUCAUUGAUGAGGUCUCGUUUUGUAUUGCGAUUUAUGCUGCAUGUAACGUAGGGAAAAUGGAUGAUGCCAUGGGGUUGAUAGAUGAGAUGAAAAGCAGGAACAUCAUGCCUAUUGAUAGGCAGGCACAAGCAGAAAGAAAUGAAGAAAUGCGGAAGGAAACACGAACCUUGGAGGAGGAAAUCAACAACAAUAAUAGCGUCGGUGGCCGGAGAGGGAAAGUUUAUGGUGGUUGCAGGUGUGUCUUCUAUUAUGGAGAGAAUCGGCGGGAGAAUCGUUGGGAGAGGGAGAAUGUCGGAACAAAUGAGAAAUGGAAGAAAAUGAGAGCACAAGGUAGAAAACAGAAUCAGUUGGGUGAAAUCUGCAUCGACCUUUAG
Lactuca saligna is the source of this 888-nucleotide messenger RNA. The record is from the annotation of a GenBank genome assembly. NCBI's taxonomy places the organism in Eukaryota, Viridiplantae, Streptophyta, Magnoliopsida, Asterales, Asteraceae.